Paraglomus brasilianum is the source of this 282-nucleotide messenger RNA. The record is from the annotation of a GenBank genome assembly. NCBI's taxonomy places the organism in Eukaryota, Fungi, Glomeromycota, Glomeromycetes, Paraglomerales, Paraglomeraceae.
AUGCCAGACCCUAUAACAACAACUCUAGUUGGUGCAUUCGUUAAGCAUGAAUUGGACAAAUACAAGGAUAGAAAAAAAUAUAAAAAAGAAUUAUACCGACUGGUUGCUCGCUUAUUCGCAAGACCCGCCUACGAUGUUAGCUUGAGGGAAGUAGAACAGUUAUUAAACGAAAUAUAUGAAUACAAUCCAGAAAAACCAGACGAAUUUUAUGGCCUUCGUGAACUCGAAAAUUUAUAUAAUCAAAAACGUAACGGAGGAAGUACCCAAACAAAUAAAUUAUAG